GUCAAGAGUUGGUAUACAAGUUGAACGAAGUCUACUUAUUCUGUUUUUCUGCAAGAACAUCUACAACUCAAGGGGACCAUGGUUAUGUUGAAGAUCUCUGCUCUCCUUGUUGCCUAUGCCCUGGUCAUAUGUCAGAUGUACAGCUCACACGCCACGCCCCUCAGACCUGCUUUAGAUUCGAUGACAGACCGAGUCACUCUCACUGACUACGAAGCCCGGAGGUUACUUAACGCCAUUGUCAAAGAAUUUGUGCAAAUGACGGCGGAGGAGAUGGAGCAGCAAGGGAACGAUGGAAAUAGCCUGGAUAGACCCAUGUCCAAGCGCUGCUCCAAUCUGAGCACGUGCGUGCUGGGCAAACUGUCGCAGGAGUUGCACAAAUUGCAAGCGUACCCCCGCACCGACGUGGGCGCCGGAACGCCAGGCAGGAAGCGGAGCCUGGGGGAGAGCGAUCGCUAUGCAAGCUACGGGGAAUCGUUUGACGCCGUCUAAACAGAACCCCCAACCUCCCCUCCCUCCAAACUCCACCCCCUCCUGUUCCUCCUUGUUUGUUUUCUGUUUGAAAUCCUUGGUGCAUGCGGAUCUUGCCUGCUUGACUGACUUUG
Megalops cyprinoides (Indo-Pacific tarpon) is the source of this 602-nucleotide messenger RNA. Its product is annotated as calcitonin-1-like. Gene Ontology annotation, cellular component: extracellular region. Gene Ontology annotation, molecular function: hormone activity; calcitonin receptor binding. Lineage: Eukaryota; Metazoa; Chordata; Actinopteri; Elopiformes; Megalopidae. The record is from RefSeq and is a predicted model, not a curated record. The coding region runs from base 79 to 489 and encodes 136 amino acids. The transcript is spliced from 4 exons.